Messenger RNA from Symbiodinium necroappetens, 960 nucleotides. The record is from the annotation of a GenBank genome assembly. Lineage: Eukaryota; Dinophyceae; Suessiales; Symbiodiniaceae.
AUGUCGAUUGAGGAGGUGGUGAAAGAGCUGGAAAGCCGGCGGCAAUUUGCCGGUGAUCAUCUGUGGAGGCUCAACACUGCCAUCUUCAACUGCGCUGAUGAGAAUGAGGUCACUUCACAGCUAGCUGGCCGAAUUUACCAAGUGGUCAUGCAGAUGCGGAAAGAGUACCAGUCUGGACAGUUCUAUGCCACGGACCAGGGCAACUACCUUGCCCUGCUGGGCACGUUGCAGAACCAGGAUUACUUCUCAACCCGUCAAGCAACGGCUUUCCGUGGCUGGAUCGCCGAAGCUCUUGGUGCGGGCCGGGAGGGUGGCCGAGAGGGCUCGGCCCAGACGUCCAAGGACAAGGAGAGCGGCACCAAUGGCCUGAGCCGGUCAGAAGCGCAAAGACUGCGAAAGCUGGAAGCAAGCAGAGAGGCCUUGGCUGCAGAGCUUCGCCAACUCCGCUCCUUGCGGUCUGCCGUUGAAACCUUUACGUCCUUUGAUGCAACAAAAAGAGGAACCGGAAAGAAGAAGGACAACCAGAAGCAGAACGAGGGUCCAAAGGAUUCACCACAGCCCGUCAUGGAUUCGGGCCGUGGCACACGACGCGAGGAGCGCCGAGAAAGCGUGAAGGCCGAACCACCCGGCUACCAGGUGAGGACGGACAGUGGAUGGAUCAGGUAUGACGACGAGGCUCAGACGGCUCUGCGGGCCGCUGCUGAGAAGGGUCAGCCAGAAUGUGAGAUCUUUGCCCAAGGCCAAUACUACAAGAUCAGCCUCAAGCGAAUGGUGCAGAUCAAUCCUUCCACCGGAAACGAGCGGUCGGUGCGUCUGCAGGGUGAGGCCCCGCGGACUCCCGAGAUGCCAAAGUUGAACUUCAAGCGCCUCAUGGUCGAGUUCAAGCAGCUCGAGGCUUGCAUAGCUGCUGGCCAAGAGCCGAGUUUUCACAGGUGUGAGCCCGUGGAGGACAAUUUGAUG